AUGGCUACCACUUUUUUCCGUACCACUGCUCGUACCGCCCUGCGCGCCGGAGCUCCGGCUACUCCUAGAGCUGCGGGCGUUGCGGGCUUGACAUUUACUCGUGGCAAGGCCACUCUGCCUGACUUGGCUUAUGACUAUGGCGCCCUGGAGCCCAGCAUCUCCGGCAAGAUCAUGGAGCUUCACCACAAGAACCACCACCAGACCUAUGUCAACAGCUACAACGCCGCCAUCGAACAGCUCGAGGAGGCCGUCGCCAAGGAGGACAUUACGACCCAGAUCAACCUCAAGCCCCUGAUCAAUUUCCACGGUGGUGGCCACAUCAAUCAUACUCUCUUCUGGGAGAACCUUGCCCCCAAGAACCAGGGCGGUGGUGAGCCCCCAUCCGGAGCUUUGGCUAAGGCCAUCGAGGACAGCUUCGGCAGCUUGGAUGAGUUCCAGAACAAGUUCAACACCGCCCUGGCUGGGAUUCAGGGAAGCGGAUGGGCUUGGCUCGUUAAGGACAAGCAGACCGGAAGCAUCGGCAUUAAGACCUAUGCCGUAAAACCAGGACCCUGUUGUUGGCCAGUUCCAGCCUCUUCUCGAACCGCAAGGCAGAAUACUUCAAGGCCAUCUGGGACGUCAUCAACUGGAAGGCCGUGGAGAAGCGCUUCUCAAAGCCCGGGAGAGAGGCGCGGAGGCUUUCGGGCAUUCUUCGCCAGCGCCCUCCGGCCCAAAAAAUCCCGUCAGGUACUCCGCAAGGGCUUCAGCGCAUCUACGCCGAAUCUAAGAGAAGGUCUACAAACCAAAGAUGGUGUUCCAGAAAUGCCUUCGCUGGCCCCAUUGCAAGCUCAUCGAAUCAAAUACCAAGAAGCGAAUCUCCAGAAAGACGCACAGCUUGGUGAAAACCGCGACCAUACCGCAAUGCUGCAUGCGAUCGGCGUCGGAGAGCUAGAUCCUUCCGACCCCAACGCGCAACUAUACGAAGUCGACCAUCGACCACCGGGUGAGCCCGUGAUCGCCAGCUUAACACCGGAACUCUGGGCGAGGGUCACCGAGUAUCUAAACCCCGCCGAAAGAGCUAGUCUCGCCUUCUCCAGCAAGACGCUGUUCACUCGACUGGGCCCCGAGCCCUGGACAACGAUAAACCUCCCAGAAAACCACGACUACAAAGCGGACUUCCUCAUCUCCCAAGACAAACUAGUCCCACACCAUCUCCUCUGCUUCCCCUGCGGCAAAUACCACCGUCGCACCCAAGAAGGCUACGAAAAACUCCAACCCGCAGACGUGGUCAACCCACUCUUCACAUGCCCCAAUGCACGCAACAACGCCCGCCCCACACCACGCCACCGCAUCACCCACGGCCGAGUCCUCUACUUUACCUUCUACCAACUCGUCAUGCGCGCCCACCGUUUCGGCCCCCGCUACGGCAUCCCCCCGGAAUCCCUAUCCCGCCGCUGGCGCCGGGAUGGGUGGUCUCACCAAUCUAGAUACCACAUCCACCAAGGCCGCCUGCUCAUGCGGGUCGUGAGCACCUGCUUCGCAGACCCGGGCCUCAGCACCUCCCAACAACGACUCCUCCUCUAUUCGCGCGAUGACUAUUGGCCCUACUUCUCAGUCUGCGCGCACUGGCGCGAUGGCGAACUCAUGAACGUCUGCAAAUGCGCCCUCUCCCACAUCCCCGUCCCCCGUGCUACAGCCGGCCUUCAGGGCCUCGAGCACCGCGCAAAAGACAUGUACCAUGGCCGGUCCCACAAUCCCAAUGCGCUUGCCUCGCUCUGCGGCAAGUGUCGGCCCAUGCGCCGCUGCCCCGAGUGUCCCUCCGAGUACCUGGUUGAGGUGAAAAUCACCGAGGACCGGAGCAGUUCGCAUGCCAACAUGUUCCGGCAUGCGAUUGUAGUCACGCGGUGGAGUGAUUUGGGGAAUGGGCUGUCGCCGCGGCUGUCGAAGGAGUGGGCAGCUGUUAAUGGGGAUGAGGCGGGCGAGGGAUACGACUCGUUUGCGCUCAUGGGGAAGAGGAGUAUUUCGGGGACGUUUGAGUCGGCUAUUACGGAUGACACGUUGCCCGGGCAGAGGAUUAUUUCGAUGAAUCCUAAGGGGAAGAAGUUGGGGGAGGCUGGGAAUAACUGGUAUUGA
This is a messenger RNA of Aspergillus alliaceus, 2112 nucleotides long. RefSeq lists its product as uncharacterized. The record is from RefSeq and is a predicted model, not a curated record. Gene Ontology annotation, cellular component: mitochondrion. Gene Ontology annotation, molecular function: metal ion binding; superoxide dismutase activity. The transcript has 5 exons. Lineage: Eukaryota; Fungi; Ascomycota; Eurotiomycetes; Eurotiales; Aspergillaceae. Bases 1 to 2112 code for a protein of 703 amino acids. Gene Ontology annotation, biological process: superoxide metabolic process.